Messenger RNA from Saccharomyces kudriavzevii IFO 1802, 1413 nucleotides. RefSeq names its product Thp3p (gene THP3). NCBI's taxonomy places the organism in Eukaryota, Fungi, Ascomycota, Saccharomycetes, Saccharomycetales, Saccharomycetaceae. The coding region runs from base 1 to 1413 and encodes 470 amino acids. The transcript has a single exon. The record is from RefSeq and is a predicted model, not a curated record. Gene Ontology annotation, cellular component: nucleus.
AUGCAGAAUCCUUACAACCAACUUACUAACGACACCACGGGGGCCAGAGAAAAAUCUUCUCAAGGUGGACCAUUCGGGCAAAGUCUUAAUAGCCCUUUAGGUUACGCCGGAUCUUUCCCUUCUCUAACUUACAACAAUGAUAACUUUAUGCGCAGUCAACAGCCACCACUGCCUUUGCCGGAAUCACAUUUGUCUUGGGAUAACGUUAACCAGGUGUCCAACCCUUUGAUGGUAGCACCACUUCCGGGGUUACAUAAACAUGUGACCAAAAAUAUCAGAAGGAAAUUACCAAAGGUAUCCAAAAAGGCUUCGAGCCCUUCUAAUGCGAUACCCAGCAAGUUAUCUAGCGGUAGUAAUACGGCGGGGAAGGGCGUUUUAGGUUCGACAUCGGGAUGGAAAGUUGGAAUGGAUGGCAAUGAUGAAUUAGAGAAAAGAAGGAGAAGGGCUGAAAGAUUUAGUCAGGAUCCAUCGGCUAUGACGAAUAGUAACGACAACCUGAACGAGGACUUUGCGAACCUGAAUGCGAUCAGUAGCAAAUCUCACAAGUAUGAUAAAAAGAUUCAUUUGGUGGGGCGUUGUCAAGCUUUGGAGAAAUCGUAUUUAAGAUUAACAUCAGAGCCCAAUCCUGAUUUAAUUAGGCCCCCCAACAUCCUACAAAAAACGUACUGUUUACUAAUGGAGAAGUAUCAAUCUAAAGUGGCGACUUAUACUUAUCUUUGCGACCAAUUCAAAUCAAUGAGACAAGACUUAAGAGUGCAAAUGAUUGAGAACUCGUUUACCAUCAAAGUUUACCAAACACAUGCACGGAUUGCCUUGGAGAAUGGAGACCUCGGGGAAUUUAAUCAAUGUCAAAACAGGAUCAUGGCCCUGUUCGAAAAUCCCACAAUACCGAAAAAAUCAUAUUCGGAAUUUGUGUGCUAUUCCAUUCUGUAUUCGAUGUUAACAGAAGAUUAUCCAUCGAUUUCUCAAUUGAAACUGAAGUUGAUAGAUGAUGGUGCAUCGCAAAUCUUGGGGGAUGAGCACGUUAAGCUGAUAUUUGAGUUAAGCAAUAUGAAAUUAAUUGGGAAUUAUCACUAUUUCAUGAAAAACUACUUAAAACUGCACAAAUUUGAAAAAUGUUUAAUUAAUUCGUUUUUGAGUCUACAAAAAUUGAAAUUCUUGACUAUAGUUUGUAAAAGCUAUAAUCAAAUCAAUUUGGACUUCAUAAAAAGUGAGUUUAAUUUCACAAGCAUAGAUGAGACUAUAAAUUUCUUGAGCGAGCAAAACUUGAUGGAGUACAUAGUGACCAAGCAAAUUAUUGGCAGUAAUGGCAAGAUGAAUAAUAUCAAGAUUUUAGAUACCAGGGGUUGUAGGGUACAGUUGAUACAAAAUUUUAAGAAAUUUAGAAAAAUUGAUAUAAAGGGACAAAAAUGA